This is a messenger RNA of Nothobranchius furzeri (turquoise killifish), 11904 nucleotides long. The record is from RefSeq and is a predicted model, not a curated record. Lineage: Eukaryota; Metazoa; Chordata; Actinopteri; Cyprinodontiformes; Nothobranchiidae.
GUUAUCCGUAGUUGAAAAAAUGGGGAAAUGCUGGACCCUCGCUGAGCUCCUGACUAUGCUUCCACUCGCUUCGCUGCCAUACCCGGAAGUCUCCAACUGUCAGAUUUUUAACCUUCAAACCGAGCAUGUCACCUCUCCUAACACACCUGGUUCCAGUUAAUGGGCUGCAUUUGUCUUUGCAGGGUUCCAACAUCAGGCAGAUAGAUAGAUAGAUAGAUAGAUAGAUAGAUAGAUAGAUAGAUAGAUAGAUAGAUAGAUAGAUAGAUAGAUAGAUAGAUAGAUAGAUAGAUAGAUAGAUAGAUAAACUUUAUUGUCCACCUUGAAUUGAGGCAGAAAUUCGCCUUUGACAUGGCUCACCUUACAAUACAAUCCAUAUCGCAUUCACACAAAUAUAUAAAAGACAAUUAAAAGGUAUUAAAAUGUUAUCAUCGUAAAAAAAAAUAAAACUUGAAGAAUUCAAAAUUGUAAUUGCGGUGGGAACAAAUUAGGCCAAUGGAACCCUGAACCUCCUUCCUGAUGGAAGUAACUGAAAAUGUGGGUUCAAUGGAUGGGUUGAGUCUGCACUGAUCAGGGUAGCCUUCCUGUGCACUGCUCGCUCGUGAAGAACAGAAAGUGGGAUCUGAGGUAAACCUGUAAUUUUGCUGCCUAAUUUGACAAUAUGAGAGAGUUGUGUUUUGUUUUUAACUGUAAGAAAGUUAUACCAAGCUGUAAUAUUGAAAGUUAGAAUGGAUUCAAUCAGUGAUUUGUAUACAAUUGUUAGGAUGUCCUUGUUUCACAUUGAGUGCGCUUAGCUUCCUUAGCAGGUGGAGUCUUUGCAGCGCUUUCUUGUAGACACCGUUGCUGUGAUUUGCAAAGGACAGGUUGUCAUCAAUUUUUGUUCCCAGGUAACUGAAUGACUGAAGAGGGACUGAGAGGGAUACUUAUGUCCUGAAGAAACCUGUAGCCUGAUGAGCCCACUGAAACCGAGUUGUACGGCCUUUUUGAUAGUCUGUUUACUCCAUUUAAUGCCUCUUGUGUUUUUCAUGCUUUUUUGAUUUUCUAUUUCCUCCCUUAGGUUUUCCAGCUGGGUUCCCUGGUUGCAUCGCCUGUUCCUUUCUCCUCCUGGCGCCGGCUCCUCAUGGCUUCCUGGGAUGUCCCUCUCUCCUGAUAUCAUCUCAUGUCCCCCCUCACUUUCCCUCAUCUCAUUUGCCUCACUGCUGCUGCUGCUUUCCUCAUUCUCUCAAAUUAUAAUGGCACUGUUAUAAUAAAGAAUCAUUUUUAAAUUAAAUAAAUACAAAUGUCUAAUAUUUCUAAAGAUUUGUAUCACAGUUUACUUGAGUACAAUAUGUGUGGUCACUGGUCAGUGGAUCAACAUGAAGUGGCUCUGCUGUACUUCUCACUGCGGGAUCCUUCCUCCUCCUUGGUUCAGGGCGAUGAACAAACACAGCAUCAGCCCUGAGUCUCACCUUGCCUUGGCUAGUCUUAGUAAACUGUCCCUCCCCAAAAUGUGCCUGUAGAGUGGUGUAUUAGUUCAUUUCCUGCCACAUUUAACGGUUUAAUUGCAGCCCUGUGCAGUUGAGAGCAGAACGUUGGUUACGUAUUGUAACCCCAGAUUCUAUGAGUCUAGUUGCAGCCGUUAAGCUAGCUGCUAUUGGAAGGAUGAUCUCAGCAUCAGCCAAUCAUGAAGAGCUUAAAUGUAUGCCCACCAAUGGUGGGCACCCCUUGUGGGUAUAUAAGUGGAGCGACUCCACUGUUCGCCUCCGAUAGCUCUUAGUCCUAACAGAAACAGUGGGGCCAGUGGCUUAAGGGCUGUGACUAGACUCAUAGAAUCUGGGGUUACAAUACGUAACCAACGUUCUAUUUCGUCUAGUGUUAGCCCUUAAAAAAGCUGCUAUUGGAAUAAUGCGCAGCUGGAUGGGUUUAUGCCACACUGGUCAGCUCAACCAAUGGACACACCCAACAUGUCUCCUUUUAGUGAGGGACGCUCAGCCGCAGCCCAGGGCUUAAAAGGCUGAGGCAACCAGAGAGAAGAGUGGGGCCCCCACUAAAAAUAUCAUCCACAAGAGGAUGAAAAUCAUUCAAGCAAGGCUCAUGUGGUGCCAUAAUGCCUUCACUCAGCCUGCUGAGGUCCAAGCACUGAACGAGUGAUGGAUCCUGAAGACACAUCUCGUAAAUAAUAACGAGUAAAGGAACAGGGUGAAGCCCAUGAAGCAGCCUGACAAAUGUCUUCCAUCGACACACCAAUGUGGAGCGCCAUAGAAGAGGAAAUCCCUCUGGCUGAGUGAGCCCUGAGUGUCUAAGGAGGAUCCCGCCCUGAAGAAGUGUAAGCGAGUGAAAUGGCGUCACAGAGCCAGUGUGAAAGACGCUGGGUCGACAGAGCUUGCCCAAGGGAAGAAUCUCUGUAGUGCAAAAACAGGCUUUGUGAGCGGUGAAUCCCUGAAGUGCGUGACACAUAUCGUGCGAGCGCACGCACCGGACAGAGAAGAUGGGAAGCCGCCUCCUCGUCAGAAUUAUGGGGAGAAGGAAAAAGUCCAGCCAAUGAAAUUGACCUGGAUUUGAAGGAAGCAUUAAUGUUUUUGGGCACAAAGGCUGGAUUGGGGCAUAGAACAGCAGACCCGCCAUCUUCCCGGAUCCUGAGGCAUGCGGGAGCCACUGAGAGGGCGGUUAGGUCGUGCACCCUCUUGACUGAUGCAAGCGCCAGCAGCAAGGCAGUUUUGAGUGACAGGAACUUGAGUGAGACCUGGUCCAAGGGUUCAAACGGGGCUUCAGAUAAGCCGUGCAGAACCACCGUUAGGUCCCACUGGGGAAAUAGCGGGCGGGACACAGGUCUGUUCCUUCUGACACCUUUUAGAAAACGUUUUGUGAGGGGAUGAUUGAAAACAGAUCUAUUUCCAAAACCCUGGUGACAGGAUGAGAUAGCUGCAGCAUAUGUUUUAAUAGUGCUGAAUGCGAGGCCCCUGUCCAUCAGUAUCUGCAGAAACGAUAGGACAUCCGCCAGCUGGCAGGAGAGCGCUUGAACAUUCCGCUCUGUGCACCAGUUCUGGAAAGCUGCCCAUUUAGCAGCAUAAGAUGCAAUGGUAGAGGGCGCUCGCGCACUUUGAAUCAUGGCGACCACAUCAUGCGGCAGCCCAGAAGCCUCUAACCGUGACCGCUCAGCGGCCAGACCCACAGCCACUGGCCUAUUCCGGGAGGAUGUUUGAUUAUCCCAUCCGCCUGGAGAAGGGCGUCCAUCCUCCACGGGAGCCUCCACGGGGAGCCGGACACUAGCGCUUGCAGGUCCGGAAACCAUGACGCGGACAAGCGUCUGGGAGCCACCAGAAUUACCGAGAGCUGCUCCGACCGAACUCGGUCCAGGAGACAGGGAAUCAGUGGGACUGGCGGAAAUGCAUAUAGGAGCAUUUGAGGCCAGGGCUGGUGUGAGAAGGCCUUGAUGGACAGCAGGUGGACAUGUGCCCAACACAGUAAAUCUGUGGCUACGCGCAAUAGUGGGAGGGAUCGAACUCCCCCUUGGCGAUGUAUGUAGGCUGCCGCCACCUGGUUGUCUGUGUGAACUUAGACAUGACGGCCCUCGAGAAGGGCAGCGAAGUGUCUGAUCACAUUCCUUACUGUCAUACGCUCCAACACAUUUAUGUGCUCGUGCGUGUGGGAGGGCCAGCGAUCUGCCACCAUAUGGGACAAGCACGUGCCCCCCCCCAUCCCAACAGUGACGCAUCCGUAAACACAGAUACGUGUGACGUAGGAAGUCCGAUGGGAACCCCGUGUGAGAGGAUGCAGGGAUUCCCCCAGUGAGCGAGGGGGAACCCUCAACAUACUUCUCUUCUGACGUAUCGGGUGUACCCGGAGGCGGAUGAACCAGCGCUGCAGGCGCCUCGUGUGCAGUAAACCUAGCGGCACCACAGCGUGGGCUGCAGCCAUCAUGCCCAGAAGUUUCAUGACUAACAGGGCUCUCAUGAUCUUGCAGGGUUGCACACGGGAGAUCACCGUGGUGAGAUCUGCCGCUCUUGCCGGAGACAAACGUGCUCUCAUUAGGGAGGCGUUCAGCUCCACCCCGAGAAACACAAUCGACUGGAAUGGAAGGAUGGAGCUCUUCCCAGUUUAUGGAAAACCCCAGGGUUGACAGAUGCUCUGUUAAUUUCCUGGUUUGUUCUGACGCCUCGUCCUUGGACCGGGCGCAUAUGAGCAGAUCGUCCAGGUAAAAUAAAACCCUCAUUGUUAACAUGCGGAAAUGCAUCACUGCUAUGGAGCAGUUGAACAGGGAAAGGUCGAGAAUUGGUCUCAUUCCUCCCGACUUCCUCGGUACUACGAAGUAGCGGAAGUAGAAGCCUGAGAGCUCUCGUCCGCGAGGGACUUGGGAAAUUGCGUCCUUGGAAAGAAGUUCCCGCAGCUCUAGCUCCAGGGCCUGAGAUUGUUCCUGUGACGUGAACGUCGUCUCCACAAUCCCGUUGAGGAGCGGACUGAAAAUGGAGCGUGUGACCGUAAUGAAUGGUGUCCGAUAUCCAUUUGCUCAUGAGGCAAAGGCGGCGCCAUUCUUGCGCGCGUUCCGACAGCGGACGCGUGUUCGAGGUCACGUGAACGACGUCUGAUGACUGGGUUCGCGCCCUUACCGCCGUCGCUCGAACCAGAGAACUGGGAGCGACCCAUGGAGGGCUGUGCUCAAAAGGGCGAGUGUGAAACAGCUGGAAGAGGCUGAUCCGCACCGCGGAGCGUGGAAUCCAAGGAUGAAGGACGAGUGGGAGCCGGGCCCAUGCACGGAGACGACAAAGUGCCAGCGGAUGGAGCCGCGCACCGUGUCGCAGCGCGUGGUCGCGACAGCGCCAUGACAUCCCAUCCCACCCAACGUUGUGGGGGAAGCAGGAUGAGUCGGGCCUGGCUGGAGGCUGGGGCCGGUGCGCAAAUGGAGCGCACCCUUACAGUUGGCCGUGUAAUACAACGGACUGCAGGAACAUGCAGAUGUGUCGCAGUGCUUGGUGUGGGGAACAUGUGUGAGGAUUCGGCAGAGGGUUCUGCAGAGGACUGUAGGAUUGUGCUCUCAAUGUGAUGUUUUUUGGGUUUUAUUUCAGAACCAAAAUCAUUCAGAGUUAACAUUACAGUCAUAAGCACACACAUUCCCCCCAACGAGUUGUUUUCGUGGUUUUUUUCGGCGAGGUUCCUGCGCCUGUGACUGCCAAGAUGGCGUCUGCUGGCUCUUUUGGAACCGUUGGCCGCCAACUCCCUGGUCCCGCUGAGGUGGAGCCGAAGCGGGAGGCCGGCUCCGCGGGGCAGGCGGUGCAGCUAGGCGCCUGAAGUUUCCGCACCGUUCGUCCCAUCCUCUGGAGAAACGGCCGGAGUGCGAGGCUAACCGAGGGUGGACCAGGUCUCGCACCGUGGCUGACAGUUCAGCCGCCCUCUCGAUGACUCUCGUAAGAUGGGGACCAAACAGAACGUCAGAGGUGAAGGGGCCUUCCAGCAUCUCCCUGUGCAGGUGAUCAGAAAUGGAGGGCAGGGCCUUGAGCCACAAGGCCCGCUGGAUAAGUGUCUGCCAGGUAGCAAUGUGAGCAGAACCGGUGAGUACAGCAGCGCACAAAUUGAGAAUGGCACCAGCAGUUUUAAUAAUGAUGGUUUUUGACUCGUCAGGAACAUCAAGCUCUUCCACCAUUUUGGAAAUGCCAAAGGCAAGAAGGGCGAUGUUUCCUGCAGCGCCAGUCUGGAAGGCGCACUGGUGUGCAAGAUCGGUCAGCCGCGUCAGCAGCUGGUCAUGCUUAGAAGUGGGAACUGCUCGCGGGCCAGCGAGGUGGUUCUUGGCGCCACACAGCGAGGCCAAGUUCGGCUCCAGUGGAGGAACGGAUGGCCAGCCCAGGUCGGAGAAGCCCUCGACCUUGGUAAUGAGUGCAUACGUGGAAAUUGGCGCCUUAAGCCUAGCAGGCUCGGAGAAGGGGGUGGCCCAGCAGCUCAUGGCAGCGGGGAAACACGGCCAGACGGGGUCUGGACAGCGCAUCUGUGUUUACCCAAAAAUUCCUGCCAAAUCAUCUGCCUCAGGCGGAGCCGGUUCUGGAACGGCUAGCCCCUUGCAGACCGCGGCUGCGGAGAUGAUGAUGGCGGGCAGCUCCUGGAGCAGUGCUGUAACUGCUGGCAGGGAGGAGCUAGAAGCCACUGGGGCAGGAGGACCCGCUGAGCAAGGCUUGUCGACCUCCGUGUUGUACAGGAGGGAAAAGGGGCUAUGGCAGCCAGCCUCGUCGUACUCCUCACGAGGCUCGUCGACCUCCGUGUUGUACAGGAGGGAAAAAGGGCUAUGGCAGCCAGCCUCAUCGUACUCCUCACGAGGCUCGUCGACCUCCGUGUUGUACAGGAGGGAAAGAGGGCUAUGGCAGCCAGCCUCGUCGUACUCCUCACUGUCGAUGACAUCGUCCAGUCGGUAGGAGCCAGCCGGCUCCUGACCGACGACGAAGAACUGAAAAGCCUUGUCCAGUGAGUACGUGCCAGCCACCGGAAUUUCCUCGUCGAUGGUGGGGGUGAAGUACUCGACCCGGCGGACCUUUUCAGCCAUGGGCAGAGCGGCUCAAAAUGGGCAAGAGGCCUGGGGGGUCAAGGCCAGGCCAGCGUGAUGAGCCCCGAGACAGACCUCACACUUGGCGUGCAGGUCGCCGCUGGAGAUGGAGCCCGUCUGGCAGGCCGGGCAGGUCCUGGCGUCGCUGGACAUGGUCGGUGAGUUAAAUGUUGUUUCUUCGAUAAUUUGCUCUUUAAAGAAAGCUCUUAAGCUUGGCUUGAAGAGAUAACGGAGGCGAACAGUGGAGUCGCUCCACUUAUAUACCCACAAGGGGUGCCCACCAUUGGUGGGCGUACAUUUAAGCUAUUCGUGAUUGGCUGAUGCUGAGAUCAUCCUUCCAAUAGCGGCUAGCUUAAGGGCUAAGACUAGACGAAAUAGAACAUGUAGAGCCUUGAUAGAAGACAUUUGAGAGUGCACAUUAAACUCACUGCACACAGCUUUUUGUUAUUGUGAUCUCUGGUCAUGGUGAGGUUGCUCCUGCUGACUUGAACCAACCAUUUUCUUCUCCUCUCUGCGUCUUUGGGUAAGCCAUACAUUCUGUAGUGGAGGCAAAUUGAUGAUUUUAUCUGUUAUGACCAUGAAGAUGUAAUAUUCUAUAUAUUAACCUGUGAGGUCUUUAUUGUAAUUAAUCAGAAGAUUCUAGGAUUUAAUUCAGAAGAUCUAGGUUCUUUGCUUUUUCAGUGAUCAACCACACUUCGUGUUACUUCAAGAAAGAGUCACGUUUAUAAAAGUAAGAAUUUAUUUUACAAAUAAUUUAAAACAUGACAAAUUGGUUAACUAUUAUUUACUGUGAAUGGGUGGAGCUAAAGGUGAUGAAGGAACCUAUGUGUAAAUGCAGUGUUGGUCAGAACUUCCGAAUCUUGGAAAGCGGCGUCUCCGGAUGAAAAAUAAUUCAGAAGCACAUUCAGACGCAAUCUCUCUGUGUUCUACCUCACCCUUUUGAUGACCCUUGUCAUGGAUCUGGAGGUCAGAGAGGUCGGAUGACCUCUGGAAACCCAGGUCCGGUAUAUUGACCACAAGCACUGACUUCUAGUCCAAAAGAUGUCACCAGGCAACACAGGUUGAAAUCUGCUUGCAUCUCAGGAACAAUUCUUAAGGAGUUGAACAAUAUCAGCUUUGUUCUGCAGGAACUGUUUAGUGUCUCAGCUUUGUAGGUACAAAAAGGAUUUGUUAAAGAGAUAUGCUAAAGAUGGCCAGUCUGAAGCUUUCUCUAGAACUGGCACUCAAAGUGAUUUGGUUUUAAAGAAUUGAUGUUAUUCUUUUCACAGCCAAUCAGAAGCUGACAUGUUUUAGAGAUGUUACCAAGACAACUCAGAAACACACCCUCUUUGAUAGGGAGGCUCUGAUCUGGGUAUAAGGUUAGCUAUGUGUAAUGGAUUUAACUUAGCUGUACUUGUUAUGUGUGGACAAGGGCGUCAGUUUGUUUUCAGAAUUGCUGGGGACAAUAACCAUACACUUGAGUGGGGUUUAAAAAUUGCUGGGGACAAUAAAGGCAGGCUUUUUUGAAGGUGGGGGGGACACAGCUGCCAAUCACAAAUUUUGCCGGGGACAUGUCCCCGGCGUCCCCGGUUAAAAUGACGCCUAUGUGUGUGGAUGCAGGUGUGAGGACCUUGUCGUCAAAACAUGGUGAACACACUGCAGGUUCUAUUAGACAAACAUAACAUCCAUUCAGUGAGCACAGAUUAAUGAAGCAUUUCAUUAUCAUAAUUAGUAAUCAACAAUUGUUUAUUUAAUGAUUAUCUAGAUUAUAAGUCAUAGAAGGAGUUUAUAAUCAUUCUUGAAUUUAGCAACUGAUUUGAGCUGGAUCUUCUUUCUUCUGGAGGCAGACAGAUGAGACCUUGGGAAAGAAAGUUAUUGUUUAUGAUUCAGACUUGCAGAGUCUAAAUCCCAGCUGGUGUGAAGGCUCAUUUAAAGGGAACACAUGCAAUAUUGUGUCUCCUUUCUGACCAGAUGUUGAAUAGAUGGUAAAAGGUCAGACUGUACCCAAACUGACCAUUGCUGGACGCUACAAUUCUGAUUCCUCCCUCAGACCGAUUGCUAUAUGCAGCGCAGCAAACCAUGGUAAGAUAAUCAACCUAUAAAGGUAUUCUUAAAAUACUAUUUUUAUACAUAUAGAAAUAUUGAACUAAACCACAAAAAUGGAGAUGUAAAAUUACAUUUUAAAAUUGUAUCCAACCCUAAAAUUAGUGAUUUCAAAUUUGAACCCACAGACACAUUUUAUGUUAAUAGUAAUCAAAAUAAAGUUAUUCAAAAGAGUUUCAUUAGGUCUUGAGUACAUUGCUCCAAAUUAAUGAUUCAGCUCAUUUGUGCAAAUGUAAUGACUAAACAUAAUGUUGGUAAAAUGCUUUAUUAAUGCUAUUAUACAUGUUGUACAAGUUUGUAUUCAUUUUUUCACAAAUAACACCUUUUUAUCUACUGUGAUGAACCAUACAGUUUUAUUGAAAAUUUAUUUUUAAUUAGUUGCUAUAGAAGCCAGAUAAACUGGGUUAUAGAUGCAUGUACUGUCUUCACAUAAAAAUAUAAAGUAAUGAUUGUAAAAUGUAUUCUACUGAACAUAACAGAUCAUCAUUCAAAGCACAAACAGCUACAUAUUUUCUUCAAGGUAAGCUGGAGCAGAAUUCUAGCUUUCAAUAAACACUUUAAAAUGGAUGUUACAACUCGAGUUUAGGGCUUCUUGUAGGGCUUAGUUAUUAAAUAUGCAUAUAUUAGAGCAGUGUGUUGCAUUACUACAUCAAAUUUAGUGCUAUAAUAUAUUAUAGUAAUGUAUGUGGUCUAAAUGUGUUCUACAGUGUGUUAGGACUGUCGUAUUCCUGUAAUGUAGAACAGUCACGGGUGUCUGUCUUCCUACAAAUGCUCGGAAAAUUAUAAAUAGGCUACUUUGUGAAUGAAUUAGGACAUAUAUAUAAUAUAAUACGCUGACGUCGUUAGGUCCGUUUUAGGGGGGCUUCAGCCCCCCUAAAAUAAUCACAAGCCCCCCUAUCAUUUUGGUUUAUUUUAUUUUUUUCAGUUAACUUUUUUUUAUUUGUUCACAUCUACAUGCUGAACACAAUCACGACACGUGUAAUUGGUACAUGAGUUUUUUAGUCUGAAACAGAAAUAAUAAUUAAUGAAUAUAGAACUACACCGUCGCACACAGGAAGUAUCAAGAAAGGACUUCCUCCACUUCCUUAAGCCCGCAGCUUUGUUGACAAGUCAGGGUCGAUACAGAAAAACCUAUAUAUCGAUGAGCAAACCCUGCUCAGCGCUCAUAUGGAUAUACGAAGACUUUUUUAAGAGAGUGAGUGAGGAACAGGAGAGAGACCAGGUGGUUGAUGCUGAGGAGAUCUGCAUGGCCAAGGUCAGUGAUCUACAGCGAAAACAGGGGCGAGCGCACCGUUAUGAGCAUUUACCUGAGCACAAAGUUCCCAAGCAAAAUUGAACAGUUUUCUAUUUAGGAGUGAACAUGUAAGAGACAUUGAGAAAAAAAUAACUAUAAUUAUCAUCUGGCCUGCAACCUUAUGUCAAGUUGUAUCUGUAUAGUUGACUUUCUGUAUUAUAAGUUCUACUACUUGCUGGAUAUUUUUAUAUAUACUGUUAUUUUGUCUUGUAAUAGUUAAUUAUAUACUCCUUUAUUCCAUAUCAUAGCAGUGUUAUUCAUAUAUUAUAACUGUCAACUGCACACUCAUUUGGCAGAAUAAAAGUUUUACAAUUAUUCAUUUGUUCUUUAUUGUCACAUUUCAGUAACAUUUAUAAUUAAACAAGUUGUAAGUAAACAAAUUAAAUAAAUGACUACAACAUUUCCCCCUGUUAAGUGCAGUAGACUGAAAUGAAUAGCUUUAUUUGGAAAUAUAACAUAUCUCAUUUUUAAUGGACUUACAUCAAAUCUUUCUUCAACAUAGACCCCACUAAUGAACUGAUUAAGUGUUAUUUUUUAUGAAAAGAAAAGAGAAAAUGCACAAAAGAUGGAAAGGAAAAGAAAGUGAUAAAAUAAUAGGUUUUGUUAAAUGUUCUUCAGAUAAUGAAUUAAUUGACAAAGUUUUUGCAGGGUGUGACAAAAAACGUUCGAGGUCAAGCUCCUGGGGCUAAGCCCCCCCUAUAUCUCAAUCCUAGUGACGUCCAUGAUAUAAUAUAUAAUAUUAUUCAAUAAUUACCACAAAUCACCAGGGGAAAUGUGAUAUUAAAUUUUUGUGAUUUGUCCUACCAUACGCCGUUCAAACUGACUUAUGGCGCUGGGAUGUUUGGAACAUUUUGAGAGCUCCAUGAACCACGUGACCGCGACUUCAAAGCGUGUCGUUACUCUCUCUUUCUACAGCUCUGGGGCUUUCCACAAAAGUAAACAAUCAAUGAUGAACAGGGGUAUGCUUCUACGCCUGCAGAGACAGAAAAAAUACAAAACCAAGACUCCCAAACUACAUUGUCAAGGAGAAUAAAGACAUUUAUGAAGUUGAAGACAUCUCUAAUGAAUUCAGUGAAUUUUUUGUAAAUGUAGGGAGGAGCUUUGUGGAUAGCAAACCAACAAUAGAAACGGAACACUUUAACUAAUAAUGUCAAAAGUAUAUUCCUUGACAAAGUAGAAAAAGAAGAAAUAAGAAACAUUGUAAAAAAAAAAACUGAAACAGGGCCGGAUUUAGCCAGCCCUACAAAGGGGUGCAGGUAGAAUAUCGGGGGUGCAGGUAUGGGAAAUAAUUUUUCGGGUGUCACAUACCUCCAUAUCCCUAAAAUGCAUAGAAAACUAUGCUAUUAUCAUUACAGUUCUUCUAUCCAUAUAUCUAUCUUUUCCUUUGAUCCAUUCCUUACACUACCCUCUGCAUUUACCCGGGCUUGGGACCGGCACAAAUGGGGCACUGGCUUGUUCCCUAUUGGGGCUGCAGUCAUCUUUUUUUUCUGUCUGUCUGUCUGUCUGUCUGUCUGUCCAUCUAUCUUAAUUUUUUAAUGUUUUCAUCUUUUUAUGUCUUUAAUCUAUUUUAUCUAUCUUAUCUCUCUAUCCUUCCAUUUUUAUUUUAUUUUUUAUUUCACUUAUAUAUUUUUGUUUCAUUUUUAUAAUUGUUGUUGUUUUUAUUUCUUUAUGGCUUUUAUCAGUCAUUACAGCAUCAGCCGUCUGCUUUUCUGUGCUUAAGUCCUAACAAAUCCAUCCAUAUCUAGGCCUGUUAUGGCCUUCUCUUGAGCCAGAAUGACUAAAUUUCUUCUCUCGUGUAGCGUAGUACGGCGGAACGGGGUAAGGACACGAGACAAAGUGGAGAAAGAGCUCUCGCAUGAUGCUGCUCAUAUUCCAAUCACAAGGGAGGUCACAUAUGUGACAGUGUGAGCAUCCUGUCACAGUGUCCCGAUUGAUCAUGCGCCCUGGCUACUUGGCCAAGGGGAUGUCCCUUUGGCUGACUGGUUAGCGUGCGUGACUCUCACCCGGGAGUCUUCUGCGUGGCCCA